AUGUCGGUCGAUUUAGGACCGGAAUCAACCCAGUUGGACUUGCAGACAGGCGACAAAAAUGAGACCGAAAUCAAGGAAUCGCCCUCUGACAAGCAACCCUUGGAUAUGGAUCUCCGCUGUGAGAUUUGCAAAAAGUCCUACACCCGACCUGACCUACGAGAUCGUCACCGACGACGAUGCAUCACCAAAGCGGGCCAGGAACGCAAAUCCAAGCGGAAAUCCUGCGAUACCUGCGCGAAGAAGAAAAUUCGUUGCUCUUUAUCUCGUCCUUCUUGCCUGCGCUGCGCUCAGCUUAGAAUUCCAUGCCAGUAUCCCCAAUCUCCAUUUUCAGCGCGGAUUGCUGGCCAGGAAGAGCGAAUGAUGACAGGUCAGCCACAGCUGGCAGAACUCGGUGGGAUAAAUGAGCCAUCUGAUGCUAUGAGCAUGAUGGAUGUCUUGCCGACCACUACUCAUGCUCAGUCCCAGGUUCUGCAGGCCGGCCAUCCUCAAGAUCUCUCAGCACCUAUGUUCGCUUCUGGUGAUCCGUUAACUGCCCCUAUGUGGAAUGACUGCGACUUUUCGAAUUUGCAAUUUAUAGACCCUGCAUUGACCGAAGAAUUAUUGUCUUCCACCAAUGCAACGGGUAUUGCAUCCUUGCCAUCGACCGAUGCCAUUCCAGAUCUGUCGGAUUUCCAGUCGAACGGGAGCGAUUUCCUCAGCAACAUGGGUUCUCUACACCGCGGGCCCUUGUCGUCCGCUGAUCCACCGUCUGAUGGGCGUUCCAGUUCAGGACAUCCGUCAGCUACGCAGCAACAUGGAUUCAUUCCCGAAAAAGAAGUGAUCAGCCCACCUACCCUGACAGGGUCAUUGGGAUCGUCUUCACCCUCGAAUACAUCGUGGCGUGACAGUUCCACGGACGGAGAAUCUUCAAUGUCGGCAAAAUUGACCACUCGCCUUUAUAGCCCGGCCCAUCUUGUUUUCGCGCACUCAUUCAAGAUUGGAAUGGGACCGGACAUUCGUACCGACGCAAGCAGCCUCUGCCAGGAUAUGCUAGGCAAUCUUCGAGAGUACCCUGGACUCGUGCUGGAUCGGGAAUUCUGGUCCCCAUUCGUACAUCACCGCUUGUAUCGCUGUUCCUUAGGCGGAAUGGCAGAACCUAUGGCCAACGCGCUGGCCUGCGUGGGCGCAUAUGCCAGCUGCGCGGGUUCCAGUUUCGGGUUCGUCAAUCGAAUGAUUAACGAGGAGCGCGAAAAGCUGGUGCGCAAAUUCCACAGCUACACUGACACCCCUGAGCCGUGUCUGGCGGCCCUGCAUGCAGUCUGUAUUUAUCAGAUCAUGGGCUUGUUCGGAGACACAUUUGUACCGGCAGCCCAUAAGAAGCUGCUGGCCGAUGUCGAGGACGAGGAUCGGCGACGAGGAGAAUUCGAGAAGGAGGCAGAAUUGCAUAGCUCGUUCCUUCUUAAGAUGACCCGACACCUGUCCGUUCUGCAUGCUAAAACGCUGUACGUCCACCACGAAGAUGAAAAUGACUGGGAUCGGUGGAAGUUCAUGGAAUCCCUACGCCGGAAUAUGUUUUUUGUCCACAUCAUCAACAUUCUAGAGUCUAAAGCGCGGCAACUGAACGAGAACUAUUUCGAACCGCUUGGGGACGACCUGAUCCUCGGGAUUCCCUUACCGGCCCCUGAGCGCAUGUGGCGAGCCUGCAGCACCGAGGAGUGGUUCAUGGCUCGCGCCGAAACACUAGGCUCGGAGGGCGAUCCGACUGCUAGGCCACGGACUCUGCAGCAGCUGAGGCAGGCCGUGGAGAGACGUCAAGUCGACGUAUCAUCGUUGUUGCCUGUGACGCGCAUGAUCCUGGCGUCCGCAAUCAUUAUGCCCCCGAGGAGUGCGCUCUAG
Messenger RNA from Aspergillus melleus, 1875 nucleotides. Its product is annotated as Zn(II)2Cys6 transcription factor domain-containing protein. The record is from RefSeq and is a predicted model, not a curated record. The coding region runs from base 1 to 1875 and encodes 624 amino acids. Lineage: Eukaryota; Fungi; Ascomycota; Eurotiomycetes; Eurotiales; Aspergillaceae. Gene Ontology annotation, molecular function: zinc ion binding; DNA-binding transcription factor activity, RNA polymerase II-specific. The transcript has 3 exons. Gene Ontology annotation, biological process: regulation of DNA-templated transcription.